AGGGGGUGGGGUUCUAUAGCAGAGCAUGUUUCAAAAAUGUUGACUUUUGGGCUCAGCACAGUCAGACAUGGGUCUUCCUGGGAUUCAGAUGUGGACAUGGACACUGUUUGUCUUUCUGAGCUGGAUGUUUGUGGGUCAAGUGGUGGCGGAACCACAGUACAUGGUAACCUUUCCUGCGGUUCUUGAAGCUGGAGCUGAGACCAAAUUCUGUGUGAGUCUCUUGCGGCCCAGCGAGAGUCUUGUCAUGACCGUCACUCUGAUGUCCAAAGAGACGAACACAACCCUCUUCAAGGAGACAUCCAGCACAGACUUUCAUACCUGCACGCAGUUUCAGGCUCCUUUAGUGCAGAACAAUGUGGUGCAGGAAUUGGAGGUGGAGGUACAAGGCGACACAUUUCACUCAAAAGAAUUGAAGAAAGUCAUGAUCAAAGUCUACAAACCAAUGACAUUCGUCCAAACAGAUAAACCAAUCUACCUCCCUGGACAAACAGUACAUUUCAGAGUCAUUUCAUUGGACACCAAGUUUAAACCUGUCAGUCAGCUGUACGACACUAUUGAACUUGAGGAUGCUAGAGGCAACCGGAUUGGACAAUGGCUUAACACCACAGCCAAUGGUAAAAUAUUGCAACUGUCUUACUCCUUGAACUCAGAGGCCACUGAAGGAACCUAUAAAUUAAUUGUGUGGAUUGAUGGACAAAAAAACAAUCACCAUUUCAAGGUGGAGAAAUAUGUUUUGCCAAAAUUUGAGGUAAAAGUUCAAGUGGCAGAUGAGAUAAGCUAUGGAGAUGAAGAAAUCAAAGUUGACGUCUGUGCAAAAUAUACUUAUGGACAGCCUGUGCCAGGCAGCAUUGAAUUUGAGCUGUGCCGACCCAGAGGUCGGCACAGCUCGUAUAGGAUUGUUGUGUUUGGUGGACAUGGACAGAGAGACCCUGACAUGUCUAUGCCGUGCUACAGGGAGAUAAAGAAGACAGAAAAGAAUGGCUGUGCAACGUUUAAGAUUCCGAUGUUCACUUUUACUAAAAAUGCCAUAAGGUUCCUGCAGGAUAAACUGUUUCUCAAAACCAGCAUGGAAGAGGAGGGGACAGGUAUUUCACACUCACAAGGGAAAACAAUAGAGCUAUCUUACACCGUUGGAAAGUUGUCUUUUAUUGACACACCCAAGAUUUAUAACAAAGGGGCAAUUGUGGAGGGAAAAGUUAAAGCAGUUUAUUUCAAUGAUACACCUAUUCCUGACAAGCUGGUCUACUUGUUUCUGGGUGAAGGAAGGCCAGCACGAGGCCGACAGAACCUCACUACUGACAGCAAUGGUAUCGCCACUUUCUCAAUAAACACAACUAAUCACAACGACAACAUUCAACUAAGAGCUAGCGUGACAUUAUUGCCGGAGCUAACAUACCAGAAUCUACACCAUGGGACUGCAGUUCAGACACUGUCUAUGGUCAAGCCAUCUUCUCCUCAUUCUAAAACAGUCAGCUCUCUAGAGGUGAAGAAGAAGUUGAAACCACUUCCCUGUGAUGGAAAAGCAACCAUAUAUAUCCAAUAUGCUAUAGCAGGAGAGACCGAGGGCUUUGUGGAUGUGAUGUGGUUGAUAUUAUCCAGAGGAGCCAUUAUCGGACAACAAUUUCAUAAGGUCGCAGUGCUUAAGGAACCCGUGACUGCAGGCGAGUUGUCCUUUCAGUUGAAAGUGACUCCAGAUAUGGCACCAAUGGUCCAGAUUGUUGCUUAUACUGUCCUCCCCAGUGAGAUUGUGAUCGCCCACAGUGAAGACUUCUCCACAAAGAAAUGCUUCAGUAACAAGGUGUCAGUAGAGUUUUCUCCAUCCUCAGCUGUCCCAGGAGAGGAAACCACCUUGCAGUUAAUGGCCCAGCCAGACUCUCUAUGUGGUGUGAGUGGUGUGGACCAGAGCGUCCUCAUCAAGGAGCCGGGGAAGACUCUGAAUGUAGACCAGAUAUUUAAUUUGUUGCCUGUUAAAAAAGCAUCUGGUAUUCCAAAUGAUAUUGAAGAUCCUGUAGGGUGUAUAAAUGUGAGACAACGAAGAUAUAUUUUGCCACUCCCUGGAUAUGGUGAUAAAGACGAUCCUUACUCCGUUUUUGAGAAAUUGGGCCUGAAGAUGGCAACAAAUCUGUUUAUCAGGAUGCCAUCAUGUGUGAACUUCAAGGGAACACCUUAUCACAAGACCAGCCUUAGCCUUUAUAAGCAUCACCCAGUAGCAUUUAAGCGCAUGGGUGUGGGCAGCAGUGCUCCUACGAGAGGGCGGGGGGAACAUGGAGCUGCUCCACCAAUAGAGACAGCCCGCAGUUUCUUCCCUGAGACUUGGAUCUGGGACCUGGUGGAAAUUGGAGAGUCUGGAACAAAAGAUGUGUCCUUAACUGUCCCAGACACCAUCACCACCUGGGAGACGGAAGCUUUCUGUCUGUCCCCUCAUGGUUUUGGCUUGGCUCCUCGUAAAGAGCUCACUGUCUUCCAGCCCUUCUUCCUCGAGCUCACCUUGCCCUACUCCAUCAUCCGGGGGGAACACUUUGAACUGAAGGCAACUGUCUUCAACUACCUGUCCAGCUGCAUCAUGGUCAGUGUGACACCAACACCCUCUUUAGAUUACACCCUCACCCCUCUCUCUGAUGACCAGUACACUUCCUGUUUGUGUGCCAAUGAACGCAAGACCCUCAGCUGGAGCCUGGCACCCUCAGUCUUAGGAGUCAUGAAUGUGACAGUGAGCGCUGAAGCUGUGACAUCCGACACAUCAUGUAACAAUGAGAUUGUAACCGUGCCAGAGAGAGGUCGCAUCGAUGUGGUCACACGGUCUCUCAUAGUAAAGGCUGAAGGAACUGAGAUGACAAAGACUCACAACUGGCUGCUCUGCCCAAAAGAUGAUGCUUUGACAGAAGAAGUAGAGCUACAACUCCCUGAGAACAUGAUUGAUGGGUCUGCCCGGGCUUCACUAUCAGUCCUAGGUGACAUCCUGGGUCGGGCCUUGAAGAACCUAGAUGGACUGCUGAAGAUGCCGUAUGGAUGUGGGGAGCAGAACAUGGCUCUCCUGGCCCCCAACAUCUACAUCCUCCAGUACCUGAGAAAUACAGAUCAGAUGACCCCAGCCAUCAAGGAAAAAGCUACCAAUUUCCUGACGAGUGGCUACCAGAGGCAGUUGAACUACAAGCAUCAUGAUGGCGCUUACAGCACAUUUGGAGGUGGAACACCGAACACUUGGUUGACUGCUUUUGUACUGAGAUCAUUCGCCAAAGCACAGUCUUUCAUCUACAUCGACCCAGCAAAGAUUGAGCAGUCAAAGACUUGGCUGGAGAGAAAACAACGUCCCAAUGGCUGUUUCCAAAAGUCAGGAACACUCUUUAACAACAGAAUGAAGGGUGGUGUAUCUGAUGAAGUUACUCUCAGUGCUUACAUCACUGCUGCAUUCUUGGAGAUGAAUAUUUCAGCUGCUCAUCCUGUGGUGAGCAAGAGCUUGUCUUGCCUCAAAGAGUCCACCAGUGACCUCAACAACACCUACACUGCAGCUAUGCUUGCGUACGUCUUCACCAUGGCUGGAGACAUGGAGACCCGUGCUCAACUACUGGAGCACCUAGACAAGGUUGCAUUACAUGACGGGGGUUUCCUCCACUGGUCUCAGACAGCAACAGAAACGUCAGCCUCUCUGUCUGUGGAGAUCAGCUCCUAUGUGAUGCUGGCCAAACUCAGUGCCUCCCCUACUGUUGAAGACCUGGGCUACACCAGCCGCAUCGUUAGAUGGCUGACAGGCCAGCAGAACCAUUAUGGAGGCUUCUCCUCUACACAGGACACAGUGGUAGCUCUUCAGGCUCUGGCUCUCUACUCCACUCUGGUGUUCAGUCCAGAGGGUUCAAGCACAGUGACAGUCCAGUCUCCCAGUGGCCAGAUGACAUUUGAUGUUAACAAUAGAAACAAACUGCUCUACCAGGAGAAGACACUGCAGGAUGUGACAGGAAAGUACAGUCUGGAGGUUAAAGGAACUGCAUGUGCUGCAAUGCAGAUUUCUCUUCAUUAUAACAUCCCAACCCCUGCUGGUGUCACCACUCUCAGUGUCAAAGUCACACCAGAGGCUGACUGCCAAUCUCUGAGACCUAAACUAACUCUGAACCUUCAGUCCCUAUUUAGUGGAAAAGAGAGCAUGACAAACAUGGUGAUCCUGGAUAUCAAAAUGCUUUCUGGAUUUGUCCCACAUCCAGAGUCUUUGAAGCAGCUCAAACGCGCUGUGCUGGUGGAUCGUGUUGAAGUAAAGGAAGAUCAUGUUCUCAUGUACUUAACAAAGUUAAUAAAGAACACACCCAUCAAACACAGCAUAGAGCUCACACAGGAGCUCGAAGUGCAGAACCUGAAGCCUGCCUUGGUUAAGAUCUAUGACUACUACCAACCAAGUGACAAGGAUGAGGUAGAAUACAUCUACCCUUGUGCUGCAGGUAACAAUCUCUAACAUAGUCAAGCUUAUAUAAGCAGCACCACAAAGUAAAACUCAAAUAUUGCUCAAGAACCCUGGCACCCUUGUUUAUGGUACAUUUUCUUAUGAUGUAACUAUCUCAAUUUUUAAUACUUUUUAAUUACAUUUAGUUAUUUCUCAGAAAGAUGUAGGACAUUUUUGAAUCAGUCAAUAAGAUGUAAACAACACAUAAUGAUUAAUUAACUAUAGUAUUAAAGUGAAUGUGUCAAUUUAGUAACCAAAUGAAGCCAAAGAAAGUUACUGAAACAUGCCGAUUGUGUGCACUUGAGUGAAGUAAUCACAAUUCUUCUCUGAUUUGCAGCUUAAUGAGUGAAGUGAAGUCACACAUCUCAAGCCCCAGACUCUUACUGAUGAGACUAAUGUAUCAAUACAGUUUAAUAAAGAUAAACUACAUUUAAUUUCCA
This is a messenger RNA of Scomber japonicus (chub mackerel), 4869 nucleotides long. RefSeq names its product alpha-2-macroglobulin-like. The coding region runs from base 68 to 4441 and encodes 1457 amino acids. The transcript is spliced from 35 exons. Gene Ontology annotation, cellular component: extracellular region. The record is from RefSeq and is a predicted model, not a curated record. NCBI's taxonomy places the organism in Eukaryota, Metazoa, Chordata, Actinopteri, Scombriformes, Scombridae. Gene Ontology annotation, molecular function: endopeptidase inhibitor activity.